CGGACUCUUAUUGUAAUUCGAUUUUCCUGCGCCUACUUAGUAUGACUGCUGCACCUAUGUACCGCAUCUGCCGUCUCAUACGGCUCUUUGGAAUCAAGGAUCGCAGGCUAUGGGUUAAAAACACAUUGCAUCAGCCGAGUACCUUGGGCUGGGAAGAUUGCUACUUUCGGGCUGAGAACAAACCUAAGCCACCGGUGAAUUGCGACUCCUGCAAUAUCUCUGUUAUUUGUGUUGAUGAUUCCAUCUACUCAGAUGUUUCACAAUGUGUCACGAGAGCAGAGGGCGAUAAUGAUGUCGAAUAUUGCUAUGAAGAUGAAAAAGUCGACGCAACGGAGGUCAACGAGCAAUGUACAAAGCACUCAUCGGUGCUUGUAGACACGCAGAGAAUUGAUCGAGGAUUAUGGACCGACAUACGUGGACUGUUCUACCUCGGCCUGGAUGAAUCUUGGGUAGACCUGAACCAAAACGACUUAAGGUAUAGGAGCUAA
Messenger RNA from Rhipicephalus microplus (southern cattle tick), 488 nucleotides. RefSeq lists its product as uncharacterized. Lineage: Eukaryota; Metazoa; Arthropoda; Arachnida; Ixodida; Ixodidae. The record is from RefSeq and is a predicted model, not a curated record.